UAGUAUGUUACUACUUACUAUAAACAUAGUUUAACAUUAUACAAGCACAUUAUUUAAAAAAUUGUACGGGAAUUGACAGUUGACACGGUUUUUUGUUUGUGACUGUUCGUAUAAUAAUGUGAAAAAGUGAAAAUAAAACAAAAUGUUUAAACAGAUCGAUUUGUUAUUGAGAUCCAAUGUAACACUUAUAAUAAUACUAGAUCUCCUUAAUUUUUGUCAUGGAAUUACAACGACACAUUACGACAAACCUGCACUUCAGAAAUCUACACAUGGCCGAACAGAAUUUGCAAAUUUAACUGGAAUUGAACGACAAAAACGUCUUUUACCAUAUAUAAACUUUUACGUUACACAAAACCUGCAACAAUCACAAAAUGAAGAUUAUUAUAUACCCGAAGAUCAUUACCACGGAGAUAAACAAAAAAUUCACCCUUCUUCUCAAAUUAAAUAUAGUGAGUUACUGCAGGCAACUUAUCAACCAACUCACGCCUACCAACCAGACAGAAGGCCAUAUCAAGUAAAAACAAAAUUUACGCCUUUUCUUGAAACAAACGCCCUUCCCGGUCCAUUUACGCCAAUGAUACCACAACUUCCGAAAGUAAAACUUGUGUACACUCCAAUAGACCACAAAGAAAAGAUCCCAAAUUAUAGUGCAAUAUACGAGAAGCUGCCGCAAAUAAAACUUCAACAUAGCAUAAUCGAACCAACGCCCACCUUCGAACCACAAAAAACAGUGUUACAAUUUUUCCAGCGGAAGCCGCAUGUCAGUUACAUACCACUGCAAGAACAUCAUCGUGAAGCGUAUACGCCUCCAAAAACAUUUGUUCACACAUACACACCUACUAGUAUUGAUUUGCCAACCCAAGAACACAACUUUCACACAGAAGAAUUAAAUAAUCCAAAUCAUAUUAUUCCUCAAAACUCAAACAAGCCACUUGUAGCAAAACCAAUUCCCCAACCAAUUCGAAUAAUACAAGUGUCUAAUCCCAAACAUCACCUCGUACAUUCUAACACGCAUACGAAAAUAACACCAGGCUAUGCUCCUUUGGUAACGGUUAACUCUCAGAACCAAUACCUAGUUCAAGAACAAAAGCAGUACCACAACCAAAAUCACAAGCAAUAUUUGCAGGAAGUGACUCCAACAUCGAAACCAUUGGUUUUAUAUACUCAAAAAGACUAUCCGCCGUUAGUUGCACCCAAUCAAAUUAAACCGACAAGUCCAUACGUUAUCGUUCAAUCUCCCCCAAUUUACAGUGCCGAGACGCCAAAAGACCACCUUCCAGGACUACAAUUUGUAAACUCUGCACCUGACAAUCCACUACAAAAUCAUGAAGAUCCAAAUGCGUUAAGUUCAAUUUUAAAAAGAUUACAAGAAAGUAACGCUUUACCGCACACGUUGACCGAAGACAAUAUAGACAACAGCAUCAAAACCUUAAUAAAUAUACUCCGUUCUUUUAAAAAGGGACAAAAAUUCUCAGGUCCAAUAGUCGUAGCAGAUGUUAACGAGGGCCACUUGCCCAAAACGGAUUCGGAUUCGCACAACCCGCUCACGCAGAUGUUUCCCGCAAACACGCCCGAAGGAGGUACACCCGGAAGACCUGGAAUUGAUUAUCCAGCUCUUUCAAGUAUUCCGCAAACGAAUUUCGAUUGUCACACGCAACGAUAUAAGGGUUUUUUCGCUGAUCCCGAUACCAACUGUCAGGUUUGGCAUUACUGUGAUUUAAAUGGAGGACAGGCAUCGUUUUUAUGCCCGAAUGGGACAAUAUUUAGUCAAGUAGCGUUAACUUGCGAUUGGUGGUUUAAUGUCAAAUGUUCGACGACGACACAAUUGUAUGUGUUAAAUGAAAGGUUGUAUAAAUACAUAAUUCCUCUAAAGCCAAAAUUCCCAGAGGAUUAUGCUGGACCACUAGUAGAUAGAUACUUGGCAAUGAAAUUUCAAGAAAUGGAAGAAAAAUUAAACAAAGAAAAGAAGGAAAAAGAAAAAGAUAAAAGUGAAGAAGUGGACGAACUUCAGCUUCUUGAAGAUCAAAAUCAAGAUUCGACAAGCCAUACGCCAGAACCUCUCAGAAGCCAUAAGUAGAAUUUGUUUGAUGUUAUUAAGUAAAAUUCUUGUUAUUUAUUUAUUGAAUUACAAAAAAAAUAUUAUAGUUUACUAUUAAAAGUUAAGCAUGAACGUUUAUGUGUUGUGCAAUACUGAAAUAUGUGAUACUGAUAAUAAAAAAAAUUAUAAUGAAUAACUCCUGACGUGAAAUGGA
Photinus pyralis (common eastern firefly) is the source of this 2252-nucleotide messenger RNA. RefSeq lists its product as uncharacterized. Gene Ontology annotation, cellular component: extracellular region. The record is from RefSeq and is a predicted model, not a curated record. Gene Ontology annotation, molecular function: chitin binding. The transcript has 4 exons. NCBI's taxonomy places the organism in Eukaryota, Metazoa, Arthropoda, Insecta, Coleoptera, Lampyridae. The coding region runs from base 143 to 2077 and encodes 644 amino acids.